AUGCUAGUUGUCAAUCGGGUUCCCGGCAGCUUUGUUCCACGGCGGGUCCGCUGCUUGUCCACCACGGAACUCACAGCGAUGGCAUCGUUGGAUGGCUUUCAGGGCCACUUCGACAUGCUCUACGACCAUGAGCGGAAUGAGGCCUAUGCGGAAGCCAUUCGACGGGCUGUGGAGAGGAAGACGAGUUCAGAACGGUGGACUCCAUUGACCGCUGUGGAUAUAGGAAGUGGUGCGGGCCUAUUGGGUCUUCUUUGCUGGCAAACAGGCCGCUGUUCUCGUGUGGUGCUCAUCGAGGCCUGUCCACCCUUAGCCUCCGUGGCACGGGAGAACCUGCAGCGCAACGGGGCAGAGUCUUGCUGCAGAGUUUGGGAGGGUCAUUCCAACGAUCUUCUCCAUUCUUCUGCAACCUCUCAGGUUGAACCCUUCGACCUGUGUGUGUCAGAGCUCCUGGAUUCGGUGUUGAUCGGCGAAGGGGUGUUGGACUCCUUACGAAAAGCCUGGGCAUCGCCAUACUUGGCUCCAGGCAAGACCAUGCUGAUCCCGGAGCGUGCUCGGGUCAUGGGACGUCUCUUUCGGUCUGAUGCCAUCUAUCGGCGCCAUCGAGGAUGUGAGGAUCUGCCAGAGGAGAUGAAAUCGUGUCCAGGGCUUCAUGCAGCGGAGCAUUUGCACCUGUGGCCCUUCCUGCAUGCAGGCUCCGUGGCGCAGCGGUGUACGGCCAGCGCGGAGCGUCUGGUCCGCAGCCUAACCAGUCACCGUGCUCCACAUGCUCGUGCCAGCAUCGCGCUGCUGGGGUUAGGCUCGGCGCUCUUUGCUCGCUACCGACCUCGCUAUCUUCAGGGCCUGAACCGGUCUCGUGCUGGCUCGCGGACCAGGAGUGCUGCAACCCGUGUGGCAGAAUCUGUGGAGACCUUGGCCACUGCCGAGAUUGGCUGGAAAAGCCUGGCACAUGUCUACUGCAUGAACUUGGACCAUCGGAAAGAGCGAUGGGACUUUAUGCAACGGCAGUUUCUGCAGCUGAAGAUGCCUGUGGAACGCUUCAGUGCUGUGAACGGUCGGGAGCUGGAUGUGCCAGAGCUCGCCAUGAACGGGGUCAUUGCCAUGGAAGCUUUGCCUCGCUACUACCUGCCGGACGAACAGAAGCUGUUUGGCACCGACUUGACAGCAGGCGCCAUUGGCUGCGCGCUCUCACACAUGUUGAUCUGGCGCGACAUCGUGCGUCGAUGCGCCGAAGAUGGCAUUGACCCUCGUGCGCCUUUCUUGGUCAUCGAGGACGAUUGCCAAUUCGCCCCGGACUUCUCCGAGCAGCUGCUCUUGGAGCGCCUCUCGCACGUUCCUGAGGAUUGGGAGAUCGUCUACCUUGGUGGACAAGAUUUGCUUCGCAGGCAGCACUUGUACGAAGUUGGAAAAGGAGUUCGGCGACUUUACAAGGGUUUUCGAGAGACCACAGCCUACCUCAUCAAUGAUGCCGGGGCCAAGGCUUGCUUGGAGGUGAGCGUUCCGCUCUACUGGCAGAUCGACACCCACAUGAACGAUGAAUCCCUGCGCGAAGGACCGAGACAUGGGUUGGUUACAGUUACUGUAUACCGAGACAACCUGAGCCUCAUGGAGUUUGUCUCGGAGCCCUUCGAGAUCUUCGACUUUGACUUCGCCACUCCACCGCCCGGCGGACGCCGGAAGCGCCUCACGGUCCCAAUGAGUGUGGAGACGGUGGCGCAUGGAGUGGCGUUUUGGUUUGAUGCGCAGCUCUUUGAGGAUGUGCAGCUUUCUAUGGCGCCCUCGGCACCAUCGUGCGAGACGUCGCUACACGGCACUGUCGUGGUGCGGGAGCACUGGCGACAGGCGGUGCUGUGCUUCCGACAGCCGCUGUCACCGACAAGGCCGCUGCCACCAGGCGCCGUGGGCGACGACGGCGCUGUGAGUGAGACGUCGCCUGGAGUUGAGCUGGAACUGCACCACGAUGAUGAUGACAUUUGGGUCACCGUGCCGCGCGGCACGGCGGCUGCGGUGGCGAAGUCAGCAGGGAAGCCACCCAGAUGCAGAUGUGGCCUGCACGUGGCGACCAGCCGCCGUCGCUUGGGCAUGGACCACCGUCGUCAGGCCACACUCCCUGCACCCACCGCGAACGGCAUGCUGGUCUUGGGCGAUGGAGCAGAGCUGCCAGUGCAGCUGCUCGGAUUGGCAGCGGAUUGGCUUCCUAAGGAGCGCAGCUACGAGGAGGAUACCACUGAGCCAAGCAGCGGCUCAGAGACAGGCGCAGGCGAACCCCCCAGCCCUUCAGACCAUCAGACCCAGUCGCAGGUGGAGAUUGCCGUCACAGCCAUGUCUUUCAGUCGGAGGCAGCCGCCACCCCCACCGGCCGAACGGCCCAGCGUGCAGUUGGCCGAGAAGACCUGUGGAGAACCACCGUCCUGGUGCCCAGGAGAACCAUUAAUGACCUCGACCGCGAAGAGCAUUGGCGCACCUCCAGGUCGAGACGAUGUCGCACUCGUGCCUCUGUUCCCCAGCUUCAUGCCGGGAUCGCUCAAGACCCACAUUCAGGAGGCCUAUAGGCAAAUUAGUUGA
This is a messenger RNA of Durusdinium trenchii, 2562 nucleotides long. Lineage: Eukaryota; Dinophyceae; Suessiales; Symbiodiniaceae. The record is from the annotation of a GenBank genome assembly.